This is a messenger RNA of Sphaeramia orbicularis (orbiculate cardinalfish), 2936 nucleotides long. RefSeq names its product zinc finger, FYVE domain containing 19 (gene zfyve19). Lineage: Eukaryota; Metazoa; Chordata; Actinopteri; Kurtiformes; Apogonidae. The transcript is spliced from 11 exons. Gene Ontology annotation, biological process: mitotic cytokinesis checkpoint signaling; abscission. Gene Ontology annotation, molecular function: phosphatidylinositol-3-phosphate binding; metal ion binding. The coding region runs from base 149 to 1432 and encodes 427 amino acids. The record is from RefSeq and is a predicted model, not a curated record. Gene Ontology annotation, cellular component: cleavage furrow; centrosome; midbody.
GCUACGGUUCCUGUUUUGACUAGUAACGUUGAAAUCUGAAAAUAGAAAGCUAGCUUACCAGUUGUCAUUAAUUUAUUGUACUUCAUUCUCAUUUAUGGUAAUAUAAUCUAAACAGCCUAAUGUGUUAUGACUUUGUUCAUGUGUCGGGAUGGACAACCGCUGUUAUUCUUGUGCAUCAAAGUUCAGUCUCUUCAAGAAGGAGCUGGGGUGUAAAAACUGUGGCCGCUCCUUCUGCUCUGGCUGCCUGACUUUUAGUGCUGUGGUGCCUCGCUGUGGCAACACUCAGCAGAAGGUCUGCAGGCAGUGUCACACUAAUCUCACAAGUGGGGGACCUCCAAAUAAUAGUGGAAGAUGGUCACCGCCUGAAAAUUACAAAAAGCGGGUUGCUGCAUUUGAGGCCAAACAGAGGGGACAGUCAGCACCACCUUCUGCACAUGGAAGCAGUAGAAAUGCUAAAUCAGGCCUUAUCCCAACCAAAGGCCUGUGUAAAGAAGAUCAGGCUAUUGCUGAAAGACUUAAAAACCUAAAAGAGGACACGACACCAAAGUCUAUCCCAUCUGACAAGGAGCUGGAGUCUCGUCUUGCUGCCUUGAAAGCUCCCAGCCAGCCAGUGCCUUCUGCAGAAGAGAUGGAGGACCGCCUGGCAGCUCUACGGGGCCAUCCUCUACCAUCUCAAGCUCCUCCACCUGUGCACAAGCCUCCUGACAAUAGGACUCAGACUGAACAAGCCAAUGAUCUGAUUACUCAGAUGACAGAGGAAGUUGCCAUUGACAACGAGCAAACAGAUCCUGAAUGCAGUGUAGAGGGUCGUAUGAAUGAUCUCAACAAAGGGGCGGAGGGCACAUUGGAGGACAAUUUGGAAGAGAACCAGGAGGCCAGUAAGCAGCUGGAGGCUGAAAAGACCCGUCUAUUGGAAGAGGCCAUGCAAGAGCUUAAGAAGGAGCACCACACCCAGGAUCAGAUCCUCCACAUGGCAAAGAGGCUGGCCCAGCUGAAGGGGCAGGACCCAGACAAAGUUACUAUGGGGGACCUUCAGCAUCCUGACAGUGAUGAGGAGACUGAGGAAGAAGCUGUGAUGAGAGUCAUAAAGCAGCUCUCUGAAGAAGCUGCACUGGAUGAGGCCAGUGGCUACAACAUACCACUAGAACGCAGUGGACCAAAAAACACAGAAAAGAGAGCGACCUCUAAGAAGGUGGCUCCAGUAGCCAAAAGUAGGGUUACACCAUCUACCAUCACACAUCAGCCAGUAGACAGUGAUGAGGAUGAGCUUCCAUGGUGCUGCAUCUGCAACCAAGAUGCCACCCUUCGCUGUUAUACCUGUGAGGGAGACCUGUAUUGCAACCGUUGUUUCAGGGAAGGCCAUGAUAAAUAUGACAGGAUGGAGCAUCGCACCACUAACUACACUGCACCAAAGAAGAAGAAAAAGACUUGAUAGUGAGAUUGUGCCGCAGGUCUUUUCAGGUCCUGGUCAGUCAGCUUUGUUAGACUUGUGCUUUAGCCUUAAGGGACUUAUUACUGAACUUAGAAAAGAUCUAAGAUGAGUUAAAAGCUACCUGUUAUUCAAAAUAAUCCAGAAGACCUCAUUUCAACUCCUUAUUAACUUAUCCAGUCUGUAACAGGAUAAGGUGAAUUGCCUUUCUUGCAAAAUCAGUAUCUGUAAACUAAAUAGCGAAUGGUAAACUUACCAGCAAAGCAUAACUAGAAAAAACUGUAAUGUAAACAUAAUACUACAUGUGAAAAAUUACAACUGUGUUAGUUUUAUGUAUAAGAGUAGACCUAGGUAUAAUUUGCCAAGGCUUUCAGACAGUGUUGGUACUUGAGCAAAACUGCACAGUGUCUGCAUACAAAAAAUCAUCCAACUUAAUAAGUAGCUUGAAGUUAUUUUUUUAUGUCACUUGUCCUACUUCUGUAAGGCAACAAAAGCUCAUCUUAGGCGCACUUUGCACUUGUCACCAUGUGAUUAUUUUUAGACAACACACAAAAUACAGAUACAUCAUGAGCUCAUCUGGGAUGAUGUACAAGCUCAGACUGCUGUCAGCUGUGGACUGAAGAAGCACAGAGGAGUCAGUAUAAAAGGAUUACUGAAGCUUUGUUUCUUUUUGGCAGGCAGUGCAGUCACUCUUGUAAUCUAUGUUUGGCUAUGAGUUUGACAUGAGUAUUGCCUUUCUUGUCCUUGCGUAUAAUUUUAUUAUAAACGGUGCAAAAGUGUGAGGCUCUAGGGAAUGCAGCGUCAUUUAAUUAUAUUUUUAACUCCAAACUUUUUUUAGUCUCUGAUGUUUCAACUCCACAAAAAUGUGGCAGUCUGACAGGCUGUGUUAGAAGUGUAAUUUAAGUAUGGAUAGCCUCUGUGUCAGAGAAGUAAGUGGAAGUGGGGGUGAAACAAAUUACUGUAAUGGAGCCUUUAGCCAAAAAGACCCUCUGUGUAUGAGAGAAUGAAGGUCAGAGUGCAGUUUCAUCAGCGUGCAUUACAGUCUAGCUAACUGAGGAGCAGCCAUAAUUACACUCUCCUCCAGGGGCUUGCUCCAUUAAGGUUGUAUGGAGGCCGUUACUGUGUUUGCUUUUUUUCUGACUGUGUCAUACACGACCACAGACAGGAAAUGGAUGAGGAUAAUGGAUGCAUACUUAAUGGACCUUCCUGCUGCUGAUUUCACUGUGUUUACGCCUAGACUUGACAUUCAAACUUCUCCUUUGUUUCCAAAAUGAUGCACUGAUUGGCAUCCUACACUAAAGUCUACGGUUUUCUUUGCUUAGUAUUACAUAAUGUAAGACUGACCUAUUUUAGAAGUUUCAAUGUAAAUCAGUUUUUUAGCAGCACUAAAGGGCAAUUGUAAUAACAGGGUAGUUAAACACAACUUAAGGGGAUGGGUAUAAUGACCAUAUCUAUUUAUUUGUUCUGUAUUUGUGUAAUAAAUGAAUAAAUACAUGAUGAUACUGUA